GAUCUCGUUCACUCAGCUGAUAUCCGAAGCGACAACACUGUUUCAAAGUCAACAGAAGUCAAUAAUACCCUUAUUGAUCGCGAUGACUACAAAAAUCAUCCCACUCUUAUCGAAAAAUUCGAUUGUUUGAGUGUGCAAACACCAUCUGGCUCUGAAGAAAAAAUUGAUGUAGUUCAGUUCGAGGAACCAGCGAGCAUAUUUAUUUCUCUUAGUACAAAAGAUCCUAUGCAAUCAAAAGUAGAAGCUGCUGUUAAUGAUUAUCCUGCGCCAAGACGACGAGGAAGACCACCAAAAUCCGAUAAAAAACGUGCUGCUGUGCCAAGAUUGUGUCAAAAACAAACCAUGAAUAAACGGAAAAAUAUUGUUCCAUCAAUUAAUAGAAAAAAAUAUUCAUCGCCGGCUUCAAUAUACUCUGAAGAUGACUCUGGUACUGACAAAAGAAGUCUUUACAAUAGAAUGGAACGAAAAAGGAGAAUCGACAUGAAUAAUGCACUUAAUAAUUUAAGAUGUUUAAUACCAAAUCUUCAAUAUAAAGUUAACGCAUCGGUCAUUUCUACUUUACGUGAAGGACGUCAAUAUUGCAGGGAGAUUCAUCGAACCGAGAGAAAUUUAAUAGCUCAAAAAGUAGGGCUGGAAAAACGCCAAUAUGAAUUAAUGAGGAAGUUAAGUGCACUAAGAAGACACUUAGCUCAACACCGUAAAAAAUAA
Molecule: messenger RNA, 708 nt
Organism: Cotesia congregata
Lineage: Eukaryota; Metazoa; Arthropoda; Insecta; Hymenoptera; Braconidae
Source: the annotation of a GenBank genome assembly